This is a messenger RNA of Humulus lupulus (European hop), 1105 nucleotides long. RefSeq lists its product as uncharacterized. Lineage: Eukaryota; Viridiplantae; Streptophyta; Magnoliopsida; Rosales; Cannabaceae. Bases 3 to 914 code for a protein of 303 amino acids. The transcript has 2 exons. The record is from RefSeq and is a predicted model, not a curated record.
ACAUGUUCAGACAGUGCAUUGCUUCUGCGCCAAAGAGGAAAGUUGGCGAUGGAAGUGGCUCCAUGCGAUCGAGGAAGAUUCAGAAGGUAGUACCGCCCAGUCAAGGGAGACAACCUGAUGGACCGACCACACUCCCGCCACUGACUCCCUCUUCACUUCCUUCCUCUGCGAGCUUAACUCCCACUCGCCUGGGUAGCUCGAGUGAGGUCCUCUGCGCUGCCAGUGACUUAGGAAAAGGACUGCUUGAGGAGAUCGACCAUGACGCUUCAAUGCUCCAAAACUUCGAAUCCUACCCUCGGCUCAGCGUUGAAGUCGUCCUAAGAAGAGGGCUUGCUCAACUGAAGUCACUUGUCACCAUUAGUCAUGCUCAGCUUCGAGCGGUGGAUUACAAGGAGUUGAUCAAGGUGCUAAACGAUCAACUGGUGGAGGCCCAGGCUACGGUAAAGACUUUAACGGCUUCAGAAAAAGACUCCAAAUCUAAGUUGGAGCAGGCAGAAAAAACCGUAGCCGAACGGGAUGAGUCUCUUAGGAAACUUUCUGAGGAGAAUCAACAGCAGGUUCAAAACAACAAUUCCUUGACAGCCCAACUGGAGAAGCUGGCUCGGGAUAAUGAGAGACUAAUCAGCGAAAAUGAAGAGUUGAAACAAGAAAAGGAGCUUGAUUUAAUUCGCUUUGAGGAGGCCUGCUUCGAUUGCUUUUAUCAAGUCUGGAAGCUGAACAAACCUCUCAAUCUCGACUUUUUCACCAAGGAGGUUCAGGCUGAAGAGCUUGCCAGAUGCGAAGCACGGGCUGCUGAAGAAGCUGCCAAUCCUCCCGCACCUGCUCCCGCCUCCUCUGCCUUAUCAUUCCGAGCAAGAGGAGCAGCCGAAGCCGAGGAAGGGGUUGAUCAACCCACAAGAGAUGCACGCCAGUGACUCCUUAGCAUAGUCUAUCAUAGUUUGCUUUACCUUGUAUAUUGUUGCUUGGACUAGUGAGCUAUUUUGACACUUAGCGCUUUACUCUUUUUUUUUUUGCUGACAACUCUAAACUUUUAAGUUUUUGUUGUACAUAGUAAAGUUCUUAGAUGCCUUUAAUUUCACAUGAGUAUUUAGUUUUCUAACUUAGA